AUGCAAUCUGAAUUAAUAUUAAUUCGACAGGAUAUUCAUGCACAUCCAGAAAUGGCUAUGACCGAAGUACGAACAUCGGCUCUUGUUGCUGCUAAAUUAAAAGAAUGGGGUAUAACAGUUACAGAAAACGUAGGUCUAACUGGUGUUGUUGGAACAUUGAAAAGUUUACGACCAGGUGAUCAAACUAUUGCUCUUCGUGCUGAUAUGGAUGCUCUUCAACUUAACGAACAAAAUGAUGUUCCUUACAUCUCAACAAAACCUGGUACUAUGCAUGCUUGUGGUCAUGAUGGUCAUACUACGAUGUUACUCGGGGCUGCUAAAUAUCUAGCUGAACAUCGAGAUUCAUUUUGUGGAACUGUUCAUUUUAUCUUUCAACCAGGUGAAGAAGCAUUAAAAGGUGCAAUUGCUAUGAUUAACGACAACUUAUUUGAUCGAUUUUCAAUCGAUGCUAUUUAUGGAUUACACAAUUAUGCAGAUCCACUUGGAAAAUUUACUAUACGACCUGGUCCUAUGAUGGCAGCAUCCGAUCGUUGGUAUGUUACAUUUCAUGGAACUGGUGGUCAUGGAGGUUUAGGACCACAUCUUGCCACUGAUAUUACAGUAUUGCAAGCACAAUUUAUUUUAGCAUUGCAAACUAUUGUAAGUCGUAAUGUCAGUGCAAUUGAUUCGGCUGUGAUUAGUGUUGGCGCUCUUGAAAGUGGUUCAUUCGAUUCAGUUAAUGUUAUGCCAUCUAAAUUACGUAUUGGUGGUACUGCACGAAGUUUGACAGAAUCAGUUCGUAAUACUAUUGAACAACGAAUAAGAGAAUUAGCCAAUGGUCUAGCUACUAGUUUUGGUUGCACAGCUGAAGUAGAAUACACUCGUUUUAGUGUCGCUCUAGUCAACCAUAAAGAACAAACUGAACGAGCAAUCAAAGCAGCUGAAUUAUUAGUCGGUGAAGCAAAUAUCGAUCAAAAUAGACAACCAUCUAUGGGUGGUGAAGAUUUUGCAUUUUUUCUUUUAAAACGACCUGGUGCUUUUAUAUUUAUGGGAAUAUGUGAUGGAACAAAAUCUAGAAAUCUACAUUCACCAACAUAUGAUUUCAAUGAUGAUGCAAUAGCAUAUGGUGUCGCUUAUUGGAUUAGCUUAGUUCAACAAGAACUCACACAUUAA
This is a messenger RNA of Adineta steineri, 1152 nucleotides long. The record is from the annotation of a GenBank genome assembly. NCBI's taxonomy places the organism in Eukaryota, Metazoa, Rotifera, Eurotatoria, Adinetida, Adinetidae.